CGCCUCGGCUCUCGCGAGAUCUGGUUUCCUGUCGGGGCCGGGCAAGGCGCCUCCCUCCUCGGCCCCGCCAUUUUGUUUUUCAGGGCCCCUGGCAAGGGUAAGGGAGACAGGCCCCGCGCCAUCGAAAGCCGGCCGUCUCCGUCCUCGCUGCCAUGUUUGCCGUGGCCAGGGGAGCUCUGAGCCGCCUGACGGCUCGCAGCAUUCAGCAAACGGCCGCGAGGCAGAUCCACCGGAAACGGGAACCAGAUUUUCACGAUAAAUAUGGUACUGUUAUCUUGCUUGGAGGAGCGAUAUUCUGUGCUUCCGCGUGGGGAUAUACGGUAACGCAGAUUGGAAUCGAAUGGAAUCUGUCCCCUGUUGGCAGAGUCACCCCCAAAGAAUGGAGAAAUCAGUAAAGGAUAAAGGAUUCCUCCUCACGACCGCCGACACAGUUGGGAACUGUUUUGAACGCUUAGGCCAAGCGAAGGCCCCUAGUCGCCCUUGGUUGGGAUGGCGCUCCUGAUGUAAUAAAGUACACUGGAAACCUUUCA
Messenger RNA from Ornithorhynchus anatinus (platypus), 530 nucleotides. RefSeq names its product cytochrome c oxidase subunit 7B, mitochondrial. The coding region runs from base 153 to 395 and encodes 80 amino acids. The transcript has 3 exons. NCBI's taxonomy places the organism in Eukaryota, Metazoa, Chordata, Mammalia, Monotremata, Ornithorhynchidae. Gene Ontology annotation, biological process: mitochondrial electron transport, cytochrome c to oxygen. The record is from RefSeq and is a predicted model, not a curated record.